Messenger RNA from Talaromyces amestolkiae, 972 nucleotides. RefSeq lists its product as uncharacterized. The transcript has 2 exons. The record is from RefSeq and is a predicted model, not a curated record. Lineage: Eukaryota; Fungi; Ascomycota; Eurotiomycetes; Eurotiales; Trichocomaceae. Gene Ontology annotation, biological process: regulation of DNA-templated transcription. The coding region runs from base 1 to 972 and encodes 323 amino acids. Gene Ontology annotation, molecular function: DNA-binding transcription factor activity.
AUGGCCGAAAAAACAAUGGCUCCAGCAACCACACCUCGGCGCACAGUUUCUGGUAGUGCCUCAAGCACAAAUGCCGUAGGAGGAAGAGAAUCAUCUCAACCAGCAGGAGGGAAGAAAAGAGACUCGAGAGCUGGCAUGCGCAAAGUCACAUCCCUCACAGCCGAACAAUUAGAACGCAAACGCGCAAAUGAUCGCGAAGCGCAACGGACCAUUCGCGCGCGCACAAAGGAGCAUAUUGAGAAUUUGGAGCAUCAGGUCGCUGAGUUGAGUGCCAAGGGUCAGCAGGUUGAUCGCGUGUUGGAGCGGAAUGCUAUGCUAGAGUCGGAGAUUGCGCAUUUGAGGCAGCAGUUGGCUAUGAUGUCGAAUAGUAGGCAGUUGUAUCAGAGUGAAGAUGAACGAAGGUCUUCUACAAGCUCAAAUCCAGCCAGUGUGAUCUCUUCACCAUUCAAUAGCCCCCCAUUGACGGACUCGCUUCCACCGGGACCACCGAUCCCACCUCUUACACACAGAAUGCCCCUGCCGCAGGGCUCAUGGCAUUCAUACGUAUCCCCGCCACAAACAGGGACACUAUCAUCCGCAUCACUGUCCGUGAGCGGAGCAGAGCAACCGCAUGAAUCACCCUAUUCCAUGACCGCCGAUUCACUCGCAGGCUCAUCCAUGGGUCAAACGCACCAUGACAUGGCGUAUGGUCUUCCACACACAACCACAGCGCAAUACGCGAACAACAACGCGGACUCGUACAACCGCAAUCUGACCUACCCAUCUCGCGCAGCAAUGGGUCACCCACAUCAGCAGCAGCAGCAGCAUCGGCCACAGCAUAUCCCUGUAGCUACCAUGGGAUAUGAACAAAACAUCCCCUCGCUACAAUCAGCUCACUUGCCUAUACCAGCUCAUCAUACGUAUCCGUCACAAAUCGUGCACUCGCCUCCCACUCAUUCCCAGAUUGGGUAUCAAUGGGACUCGAGGGCCUGA